Molecule: messenger RNA, 2104 nt
Organism: Etheostoma spectabile (orangethroat darter)
Lineage: Eukaryota; Metazoa; Chordata; Actinopteri; Perciformes; Percidae
Gene: c1qtnf9
Product: C1q and TNF related 9
Exons: 3
Coding region: 452-1471 (339 amino acids)
Molecular function (GO): protein binding
Source: RefSeq, a predicted model, not a curated record
AUAUCCUGUUUGUUUCACUGUGCAGGAAGGCAGCACAUGUGGAACUAUGUGUCCUUCUGCAUGUCUGGCCCUGACAUACACUCUAUGCUUAUUAUUAGCCUGAACUAGACUAGAGAAGCAUGUAAAGGGGCACAAGUGAUGUGUAACUGACAGACACAAUAAGUAAGCCACAAACAGUCUGACCAAUGAACGGACUGAGUUCACUCUUGUCCAAAGUUCUUGUACAGCUUUUGUUUUCUUUGUUCGGUGUCUUGGUUGUCUUUUGUUCAACAGUGCUCCUUUUGAGUAGGCCUAUUUGAAUACAAUACAAUUUGAUUCCUUGCUGCGUGUUCACAUAUGAGUAAGGCAUGUGGCUAUAAGGCAAACUAUGCACUGGCUUUAACUUCUUUUAGUCUAAAAGGUUUUAACAUAGUUGGAUAUUAGUUUUUUUGAGACAGGUGUAUCAGGUACAAUGUUGCAGAUUAGACUUAGAGACAGUUUCCUGCUCCUUCUAUUGGCGGUCGGUUGUGUAACACAGGAAGAAACCCAAAUUAAAGGCUGUUUUUGUGGACACCCUGGAAUACCAGGCGAUCCUGGACACAAUGGUACACCUGGCAGAGACGGCCGCGAUGGACUCAGAGGUGACAAAGGUGAUCAAGGUCAAGUUGGCCCUACUGGACCAGCAGGCAAUGAUGGCCUUAAGGGAGACAAAGGAGAACUUGGUGCAGUUGGUCCAGCAGGGCUCAAAGGAAAAAGGGGAGACAAUGGAGAACGGGGUCCUCCUGGGAAAAUGGGGCCUCAAGGAGUCCAAGGGCCCAUUGGCCUGAAAGGAAAUAAGGGAGAGCUUGGGCUACCUGGACCCCAAGGACCUAAAGGUGAUUUGGGGCCUCUUGGACCUGAGGGUCAAAAGGGGGAAAUUGGUCUUCGGGGUGACAGAGGCAUUCAGGGUCCACUGGGACCUCCCGGCAGGCCAGGCCAUAAGGGGGAAAUUGGUGUCCCAGGUCAAAAAGGUAAUAUUGGUUAUCGUGGUGACAAAGGGACCCAAGGAGAGAAGGGUGAUAUAGGUGAGAAGGGAGAUGCACCCGUUAACCCUAAAAGUGCCUUCUCUGUGGGACUCACAUCACAAAGUAAACUCCCAGCAGCUAAUGCACCGAUCCGGUUUGACAAGAUCAUCUACAAUUUACAGAAUCACUACGAUUCACAAACAGGAAGAUUCACAUGCUCCACAGCAGGAGCCUAUUUCUUCACCUACCACAUCACUGUCUUCUCCAGAAACGUGAAGGUGGCUCUUGUAAAGAAUGGUGCAAAGAUCAUCCACACCACGGAUACCUACCAGAGCAGCGAGGAUCAGGCAGCGGGGGGCGCUGUGCUGCACCUUGACGUGGGGGACAAGGUGUGGCUGCAGGUGGCUGGAGGAGAGCUGUUCAAUGGGCUCUUUGCUGAUGAAGAUGACGACACUACUUUUUCUGGGUUCUUAAUCUUUGGGGUUUAAAUUAAGCAAAAUUUCUUUAUAAUUGCUGGAGAAUGUUUCAGAAUAGAAAUCAGCCCGCCUCUAAACUUUAGUUGAUUGCAUAAUUCAUUCUGCAAUGUAAAUACUAGUAGGCCUACUCCACUACUGUACAUCUUAAGUACAUCUAUGUUAUGCUACUUUAAUACUUCUACUCACAUCAUACUUUUUAUUCCACUGGAUUUUUUUGACACCUCUGGUUACUUUGCAAAUUAAGAUUGUACAUGUAAAUCAUAUGGCAGCUUAUAAAAUACAAUUUAUUGUUAAAGAUGAACAACUUAUAAUAUACACUACUUCAAAACAACUCCAAACAGUAAAAUAUAAAAUAGACAAUACAACACUCAAAGGGGAACUUAAACUGCAGUACUUUUCUUGUUGAUACUUCAAGUAGGCUACAUUUUGCUGAGAAUAUUUCUAUUCUUUUACUUUAGUACAAUUUUAAAUACAGGACUUUUAAACAGUUAUAUUACUUUCAAUUUGUUCCAGUUAACAUUGUGUGUGCAUUAUGUGGUUAUUAAAUCAAUUGAAUUAGCUUUCUUGCAGGAUCUUGAGCAUGUAAUUCUGCUGACAUGAGAGCAUCAGCCUGUGAAUGAAAAAAGCGACAUUAAAAAGAUAAAA